Messenger RNA from Yamadazyma jaroonii, 1527 nucleotides. Lineage: Eukaryota; Fungi; Ascomycota; Pichiomycetes; Serinales; Debaryomycetaceae. The record is from the annotation of a GenBank genome assembly.
AUGAUUUAUAAUAUUUAUUUAUUGAUACCACUUUUAUUGGUGGCAUACAAGGUAUUGAAGAUAGUUCAAUUACGAAUUCGUAGUAAUAGUAAUGGUAAUAAACCAAUCGCUUCAUUCAUUAGUGAUGGUAGAUUUGGAUUCAAGACUGUUAGAGAGAUGGUACAAAGGAGGGAAGCUGGGACAUUAAUUGAUUAUUUCCACAAAAGAUUUGAAGACAAUCGUUCUAAUACUUUAAGUGCUAGAAUUGCUGGUAUGAUAACAAUAAAUACCAGGGAUCCGGAAAAUAUCAAAGCCAUCUUAGGAACUCAAUUCAAUGAUUUUGAUUUAGGUGUGAGACAUAGUCAAUUUUAUGCUCUUUUGGGAGAUGGUAUUUUCACCUUAGAUGGUGAUGGUUGGAAACAUAGUAGAGCUAUGUUAAGACCACAAUUUUCUAGAGAGCAAGUAGCUCAUGUUAAAUCUUUAGAACCUCAUAUAAAAAUAUUGAUUGAAAGUAUUAAGAAUUAUCAAGGUGAAAUGUUUGAUAUUCAAGAUUAUUUCUUCAAAUUUACCAUUGAUACUGCUACUGAGUUUUUAUUUGGAGAAAGUUGUUCAAGUUUAUCAGAAGGGAUGUCAGAAAAAGGUGGGAUUUCUAUUGAAAUGAAACAAAAAUUCCCUAAAGCUUUUAAUGAUUCUCAAAGUACUCUUGCUGAUAGAACAAUGCUUCAAAGAUUCUAUUUCCUUAAUAAUCCUCAAAGUUUCAAAGAUAAUUGUAAAAUUGUUCAUGAAUUUACAGAUUUCUUUGUUAAUAAAGCUUUAAAUGCUCCUUCUAAAGAAUUAGAUGAGAAAUCAGAAUAUGGUUAUACUUUCUUGUAUGAGUUAGUGAAACAAACAAGAGAUCCUAAAGUUUUAAGAGAUCAAGCAUUAAAUAUUCUUUUAGCUGGUAGAGAUACAACAGCGGGAUUAUUAAGUUUUACAUUCUUUGAAUUAGCACGUAAUCCUGGAGUUUUCAAAAAAUUGAAGGAAGAAGUAUAUUCCAGAUUUGGAUCAGGAAAAGAUGUUAAAAUUGAUGAAAUUACCUUUGAAAGUUUGAAAAGAUGUGAAUAUUUGAAAGCUGUUAUUAAUGAAAUUCUUAGAUUAUAUCCAUCAGUUCCAGUUAACUUCAGAGUUUCUAAUAAAAACACUUCUUUACCAAGAGGUGGAGGCCCUGACGAACAAAGUUCAGUUUAUAUCGAAAAAGGAACAGUUGUUUCGUACUGUAUUUCGAGUUGUCAAAGAAACAAAGCUAUUUAUGGACAAGACGCAGAUAUUUUCAGACCUGAAAGAUGGUUUGAAGAAUCUACUAAGAAAUUGGGUUGGGCUUAUUUACCAUUUAAUGGAGGUCCAAGAAUUUGUUUAGGUCAACAAUUUGCUUUAAUUGAGGCCAGUUAUGUUAUUACCAGAUUGGUACAAGAAUUUGAACAUUUAUCAGGAAUUGGAGAAUUCCCACCAAAGAAACUGUCUCAAUUAACUAUGUGUUUAAAAGAUGGUGCUUAUGUCAGUAUGUAUUAA